ACGUGUGUGCAUGCAGUUUAAUACAUCUAGGAUGUUUCUUUCCUGUUAGCAGGUUGACUAGCUCGUUUUGCUAAAUGUGUACUUAAAGUGACCUACUCUUGGUGAAACAGUUAGAGAGGGAACAUACAUUACUCUCAAUAGUUAGGUAACGCCCAGAGGGCUGUCACUCAUUCUACUGCUAACCUGUGACGUGUGCACAGAUGUUGUACUGUACUCUGGAUGUUUAGUUCUAUCUGGUAUUUUGGAAUAAUCUUAUUCGAGCCUCUUUUUACUCCACUCGGGACCUACUUUUUAUUUGGUCGUUGCGCGUCAAAUAUUUCUUUUUGGCUACGCUCUCAAAGAUAUGCCAUCCUUAGCUAAACACGAAACUGCAAGGUAAAAAUAUUUGGUACGAUAUAUUACAUUUAUACAACUUAUCAAUCGAGAAUCCAAGACUAAACAAAGGUAUUAUUACCACGAGCAUAGACUACCUCUAAAGCUGAACACAGGACACAGUAACCCAUGGAUUUGUUUAUGACUAGGAGGAAAGGGAAGCUACCACAUCUUUCUCUUCACUUGAAUGACUUUGAUACAUUUUUAGAAAACAUGUUUUUCGAACGAAGUGUAAACACGAAAGGAUUACCAAAACAAAAACACUUGUGUUGAGCUUUAAGCAGUGAGAAUGGGUUUUCUUUGCCUGGAGUAUACUGAAGGUGAAUGGGCCUGGCUUACUUAGGCCACUUUUCAUGUUGAAAAUAAUUGCAAACAUAUUGUUGUAAAAUCAACAAACAACAUUAAGAAAAAUAAAAUAUGUCUGACUUUAAUUUCAAUAAUUUGCCAAACCAAGAAUCUUAUACAAUGGCUACAAAAAGGCUGGCCAAAAAGCGAACAUUAGAGAGUGAGAGCAGCAAGGAAGUGCCAGAAAAACAAUUGGUGAUAUCUGAUAAAAACAGCUUACUAACACACAUUUCUAAUGAUGGUGAUACUGGAAUCUUAAGUCCAAACAAAAAGCCAAAACACUUGGCUUAUAGAGAACCAGAAAAUCUUCCAUCCCUUGAUCCUGAUUCUUUCAAGCUUCUCUUUGAUUCUCAGCCUAAUUCUGAAGUACAGUCAGCAGGCUUGGAAAGCUGGUCCGUGCCUGUGUCUGUCACUAGUACACCAUCAGCCUCAGGCUUAGAAAGUCUUGGGGACAUUAUUCAAAAGUAUACAAAUGCAUCCUUGGAUUCUAUCAAGUGUUUUAACAUACCAUUAGAAGAGUCAGGAACUAAUCAGUACAUGACAACUGGUGCUGUACUGUCUCCUAGCAUAGACAAUGAGAUAUCUUUAACAUCAACUGUCCCAUCUUCUGAGCAGGCUCUUACAUCUGUCCCCAAUGAAACAGACUGUGUAGAUAACAGAUCACUGACCAACAUGCAGUUGUUAUUACCUAACUUGUCAACAGAUGAAAAUAAAAACAAUUUUAUUGUUUCAACAAAUUUGAAAAGAAGCAAUAACAAUAAUACUGGAGUUUUCUCCUACAAGAAACUGCUAGAAUUUCCUAGUCUUUCUGAGAUAAAAGAUUGUCCCAUUAAUCCAUCCCAUGUAGGAUUCUUUGCACCAUCAGAAUUAAAGGUUAAAGAUUUGCCACGUGAAAUUCAGCAUGAAGAUACUGAGACAUUUUUUACAUGCAUGUCACCAUUGGUUGUCCAGAUAUCUGUUAAUGUGACAAGCUCAGCCCGUGAUUGCAAUGAUGAAUAUAAAGAAUACAUUGGGACCAAUAAGAUGAGAUUUGGGUCAGGCUUCGUAGGUGCUGUUGAUGAACGAAUAGUCAAGUUCAGAUGUAAGAAAACUGACUGCUCAUUAAAUACACCCUCAUCUGCUGGUAGCAGAAGAUCUUCUGUCAUUUCUUCAUCUUUCAGCCCCAACACUUCCUUUGAGUCUCAGUCUGACAACAGUAUCAAUACACCUACGACUCCUUCCUCUGAGCCAAAGCAUUAUUACUACAGUGGUGUGACUGUCCACACAAGCAGGCAUGUGAUCUUUGAUAAGACAGAAGCUGACAAUGCCUUUGUGAAAUUUUUCUUUGACAAACCAAAUGGUAAAGGAGUCAUAAAAGGGCAUGUGGCAGCCAUAGUUGGUGUGAACAUUUUGCAGGAUCAUGUGACUUUGCAUGUUAUGUCACAUGACAAAACCUUAUUUCACACCCUUCCUGUCCUGCUAGAGAAUGCUAAAUCAAGUUACAAUGAGAUGGCUGCUAGUACAAUGAAAGCCCAGUAUACCCAUAGCAUAAAGAAUAAAGAAAGCUGGGUGGCAGUCAUAUCACACCCUCAUGGGCUCUCCCAAGCCAUCACAUUUGGUCGGGUCAAAACAGAAGUGCAAGACAGUGAGAGCCUCAAAGUCCGAAAAUACUAUGAUGCCCCACUUUGUGAAGGCUGCUCCGGUGCACUAGUCAUAACUCCAACGCUGCUGAAACUUCAGUGGCCUGGUGCUGUUCAUAGCUCUUUUGAUCCAGAGAUUGGCUUGAAUUACACUCUGGACUCUAGAUCAAAAGAUCUCAAUUUUAUUGACAUUGGUCACAUGAAUAAGCAUAAGAUAAAAUAAAUAGUUUUUCAUUAAACUAUUCUUAUAAUUAAUUAAAAAAAAAAUUCUCAUCUGUUCUUCUUUUCUAAUUGCUGUGAUAUAACCUCACUAGUCGAACCAUGGCCUAACAUACGCCGCUGUUUUGCAGGGCCGGCCUUAGACCAAUUGCAGUGGAACCCACAAUUUCAUAGAACCUGCGCUAAUUCUAGGUAUAAAUUAUUAAAUUAAACCAUUUUAUAACUUAAAACAUAUUUUCUGCGGCCUCCUGAUUUACCAGGAGCUCCUAGAAAUCUCCUCCCAGAAAUUGCAAAAUAUAUGAAAAAGUCAUGGAAAUCUCCAAAAAUUAUUUAAAAUCUUUUGAAAACACAUACAAAUCUCAUGAAAUAUAUAGACAAAAAUUGUCUUUUUGUGGUGUCAUUCAAUAUGGAAAACACCAAUCCUACACAUGAUAAAUAAAAACGGCAUUAUGCAUUACCCAUAAUUGUGUAAUCUGGUGAAAGAAGCUUCUCGUGCCUUAAAUUAAUGAAGAAUUACUUGAGGUCAACAAUUCUUGCAAGGCUCGUAAAGUAGUUCUGUACAUAGUAAAGAAUGAAUAAAAUGCAAAGACGAAUUUAUUUUCUAAUACAAACUCUUAAAUUUCAAUUAUUAUGUGUAUCCCUACCCAAACUCAGCCCCGCGAAAUCCAUUUCGCAUAGGACCCCACAACGGUUGAGUCUGGCCCUGCUAUUUUGUGACAGGUGAAUACUACUUGUUCUCCCCCCCCGCCUUUUUUUUUUGUAGGGUAACUCUAGUUAGUCUGACUUGCAGAAAUAAAAGAGUGAUCUUUCCUUUACUUCUUCUUGCAUGCCCAAACUCUUGAGCCAUGAAGAGAAUUAUAUAUAUAGAUACUAAAUUUAACAUUUUCUUUUAGAAAUUAGAAAAGGAUGUACAUACAAAGCACUUCAAAUAGUAAAAUUGUUUGUUAAGCCCAUGAAUUAAUAAUCUAUACAUUCAGUUCUUCAUAAUGUAUAAAUUCUCUACAGUUGAGGAUAAAAUAUUAUUCAUUAUUUUAUUAUAAGUACUUGUUAAUUUUGUAUUAUAUUUUAUGCUUAUAACUACACAUUUUGCAUGUAGUGAAUAAUUUUCCUGACACAGGAUGAAAUAAAAAGACUAGUGUUUAAUAAAAUGUAAAAGAUCCAAUAUUACUUUUUAAAAAUAUCAACUAGGUAGCAAAGCCUUAAAGAAAGUUAUAGGAAAAUGGGUCAAUACAUAUUUAAGUACUUCUUUCAAACCUUGCAAUCAUUUUGGGCAGAUAAUGUAAAGGUCAUCUGUGUCUGUGGCUUAUGGUUAACAAGGGUUUCAUGUGGCCAGCACAAGAUCAACCAACUUUACUUUUUCCUAACUAAUGUCAGGUACCCUUUAGAGUUAGAUGGAAUCAGGGGCGCCCUGAUAAUCCCAAAAGUCUCAGUCUUCACCAAGAUUUGAACACAAGACCCUUCAGUUUGGAAGCCAAGCAAUUCACCACCCAGCCACCGAGCCAAUACAUUUUAGUCACAUUGUAAAAUGUAUCUUAUAAUACUUAAAUUUUGGCUUUUAUGUAAAAAUCAAUACACUAUCUGGUUCUUUUUUUAGAGAGUUAAGAAAAUUCAAGUUAACUUAAUUAAGUCAAGAAUACAUGCAGUCAAAAAAUGUUUUCUUCGGUAGACAUUUAAAAAAAUAUAUAAUCACAUUUUCAGUGUUAUUAUGCUUUAAACAUAUUUUCUUUUUUUUUUCCUUUUUUCUAAACAUGUUAAAAUAAGUUUGAUAAUCCUCAGCAUUAAACUUUUUUCAUGAGACUAACAUUUUAUUUAAAAUACUUCCAAUAUUGAGUUGUGUUGUUUUGUAAUUUAUUUGACCUUAUUAACUGUUUGUAAUUAAAUCACAUUUGCAUCGAGGUGGACACUAAUAUAAACAUUGCCCAAUAGAUUCUUUGUAAUUUAUGUUAAUUUUUUGUUCAUUUUUUUCUUCCAAAAGAUUUAAUUGUACAAAGAAGUGGUUCUUUUAUAAACUGUUGCUACGUUGUUUGCCAUCAGUAUGCAAGUUAUCUUUAAGAUAUUUUGUUGGCUUCCAGAAAAGCAAAAGAUAACUUUGUUAAUUUUGUAUUCAAAGCUUUUUUUGUCUGUUAACCCUAAAGUGCACUUUUGUUAAAUAUACAAAAUCUACCCUAUAUAUUUGUUUGUACAAUAUUUUCAUGUUGUUGAAACAAAUCAAUCUGUUUUCCAACCAGUGAGCAUAUAUAGAUUGGUUUAUGGUAUUGUGAUUUAUAUUAUAUUAUUCUAAAAAACAGAUGAACUCUAAUUGUUAUAUAUAUUUAUAAGACAAUGUAACCUCUAUCAUUACAUUUGUAAAACAUACAUACCAGGAUGACUACCUGGUCGUGCGGUUUGUGCACUGGACUGUUGUUCGAACUUACUGAUGGUCCCAGUUUAAACCCUACCCACUCCCAUCCCCAAUAAAUUAAAUAUUGACAUAAGAAAUGUUAUGGAAAAGUGUCACUUAUUUAGUGAACACUGUGGGUUAUAAAACUGUGCACUGUUUGUAGUUUAAUAAGUCUCUAGAUUCUUCAUCUAAUUCUAAAUUCUUGUUAAGAAUUCAAAGUCAUGCCUUCUAUUAGAUUCAAACCUUAAACCCUUUAUAGGAUAAAAAAUAUGUGGCUUUCAACAGCUAGUGUUCAUUUUUUUUCCCAGCACAAACGCACAAAACAUUUGCAUUUAUUCUCUUAUGGAAAUAGUUAAUAUUUUCCUCAGAAUUGACUCCCAAAGCCUUUCCCAUCAUUGAGUAUAGCUGCAAGAGUUUUCCUUCUGCUAGGUGGGUAGCCAGCAAUGGCUAAAGUGCCAGGCUGCCAGAAGCUUACUGGUUUAGGCGCCAGUUACUCGCCUUCUGUUAGUGAAACCAGUUCUGCCGGACUCAAUAUCUGAGCUAAUAAUAAUCAUCAAUAUUUUAUUUCUAAAAACAAAGAUGAAAUCACUCUGUCUCUGUUAAAGAGAGAAUCAUGAAUCUGCUGUGUAAGCAACUUCAUAGCAAAUACCACUAGAAGUAUCAGACUACUAUCAUACUUGAGUCUACUUGUAUAGUUUAGACAUUUUUUGUUUGGGUAAAAAUGUAAUUAUUUGUAAAUGAAAGCAAAAUCUACUUUUUAAACUAUAAUUGUAGAAUAUUUUUGUCUUGUAAACAAUGUAUAGUAUGGAACAGUCCUAUGCUUGAUUGUUGACCUAAGAAUUUUAUAUUUGAAUGGAUUUUUUCUCCACUGGGAAUUCUGAAUAGAGGUAAAACAAAAUAAGCUGACUGCACCAGGGUGUCCCAUGAAAAGUUUGUAUUUCUGAGUAAUAUCCAAGUCAAGUAUCACAUGUCAACAAGACAAAGUCACAGCUCAAUAGUUUCUAACUUUUGAAUCUUGUACUUGUACUGAGUGAAAUUAAUAAAUUAAAGUCUCAAAAAAAAAAAAUUUGGUUUAUGUAUUUCUGAAAGUGGAGACUGUAAGUGUUUCUUUAGUAAUUUGAUGGGAUGAAGACAAAAGAUGUUUGAGUGAUGAUAAAAUUGGUGACUGUGGGCUAUAUGGUGGCUGGUUUAGAUGAAUGAUUAAUGAUUAUAUUUCAUGGAUGAUUUUCAAACUACAGGUUUGAAUGUAGAAUGUAGAUCAAUUUUAUCUGUAAAUGCAUUUUUUUUCUUAAGAUUAGGUUGUAGUCAUUCAUUGUAUUGGCAGUUUGUAUAUUCAUUAUAUCAUAAAGAUUUAGAACUAUAACCAUUCCAUUUAGUAUUUAUAAUUGUAGUGGAGUGGAUAUUUCUUUAAGCUGCACUGGCUGCCAAUAGCCACAUGACCUAUUCUCCUAGAUGGCUUCCAGGUGGUCUCGCUUAAAUCAAAAGUGAGGACACUGCCCAUUCUGCUGGCAACUUUUGUCACCACUAGGAACAGUGAUUUGCUUUCCUCUUGAGCCUGUUGAAAACUUGUGUUUUUGUAUUGCUGCAGGUCUUCAAUUUAUUCUUCUGUGUCAAACCGGGCCUUUGACACCUUCGUCACGGAGGUCACGGUCAAACCCACCGCAUACCAUUCUUAACAGCAUAAAGAUUUAGGACUAGAAACAUAGUAUACAUUCAUUACAGCUUAAAAUUUUAGACUUAUAAAGUCUUAAUUAGCUGUUGAUCCUAAAAUUAUCAAAAUGAAAUAAAUAAAGGAAAGAAUUUAAUUUGUGUGUGCAUUGGUCUGAUUUUGUACAAUUUAUUCAUUUCUAUUUUAAAUAAAGAACUGUUUAAAAUGACUUAAAUCUACCCAAAUGUUUCAUUUGGAAAUUACAUUUCUGCACUACUUUUAUAGGACAAAUCUUGCGAGCAUUUUGUUAAGGGUAUUUUAUUUUAGAAGAUAAUCUUAGCAAUUAUUUGUUUUCUUUUUGUGUUGUAUCUUUUUAGUAUUUUGCUAUAUUUUGUUUUACUUAGCCUAUACAAGUUAAAUAUAAUGACAAGAAUAUUAAAUAAUUAUUGUUUUGAAUUGACUUUUCUAUAAGUGAAUUCGAUUACGAGAAAGUCAUUCUUCUUAUCUUAUAUAAUACAGACGUUACUUCAAAAAAGAAGAUGAUUACGUCCUAAGCGUCAUGCAUUUAGUCAUGCAUAUUAACCAAUGACUUAAACUCUGCCAAGUCACUGGUUUUCCUGGCUAGCUCAGGCAACCCAUUCCAUGCUCUAAUAGCACUAGGGAAGAAGAAGUAUUUGUACAAAUUUGUCCUAGCAUAUGGGACGAGGAAUGUGCCUUUAUCUUUGUGUCUUUCAGAGUAUUUUAUUAAAUUUUGUUUUUGUAUUUGAA
Messenger RNA from Biomphalaria glabrata, 7351 nucleotides. RefSeq lists its product as uncharacterized. The record is from RefSeq and is a predicted model, not a curated record. The coding region runs from base 790 to 2559 and encodes 589 amino acids. The transcript is spliced from 3 exons. NCBI's taxonomy places the organism in Eukaryota, Metazoa, Mollusca, Gastropoda, Planorbidae.